Messenger RNA from Epinephelus fuscoguttatus (brown-marbled grouper), 7992 nucleotides. Its product is annotated as disco-interacting protein 2 homolog C-like. Bases 489 to 5360 code for a protein of 1623 amino acids. NCBI's taxonomy places the organism in Eukaryota, Metazoa, Chordata, Actinopteri, Perciformes, Serranidae. The transcript is spliced from 38 exons. The record is from RefSeq and is a predicted model, not a curated record.
CAGAUUGUGGCUCAGGUGGAAAACGACGCUGUCACUCUGUACUGUAGGUGUGGUUGCUCGCGGCGCCCCCUGCUGGUGAUGGCCGGCGCCACCUCGUCCCUCCGUAGAGUCACGUGACACCAGCGGCAAGAAGCUGCGAACGGCACUGACUGUGGGGCUGCGCGAGCCUCAUCAUCAUCAUCACUACCACCACCACAACUACCGCAACGGCAGCGUAGUGAGCCAACCGAGCAACCGGGGUCUUUACCGAUUCGAGGAGCCGGGCGCCAUGGCGGGCCCCCGUUAAAAACGAGACCCAGAUUUAUCCUCUUUGUUCUCCCUCGACGCCUCGUAGUCUUUCCGCGCCUCCGCCGAGGAGGGGCCGCCGAGGAGAAGCUCUCCCUUUCCGCUGAAGGAGGAGGCAGGAGUAGCAGCAGCAGCAGCAACAGCGGCGGCGGAGGAGGCGGCAGCAGUUUAACCGGGGAGGUGUUUUCUACGGCACAAGCCGAAUGGCGGACCGUGAGGCGUCGCCGAUACCGUUGGAGAUCCGAGCCCGGCUGGCGGAGCUAGAGCUGGAGCUGUCAGAGGGGGACAUCACUCAGAAGGGUUAUGAGAAGAAGAGGUCCAAACUGAUCAGGGCAUAUGUUCCACAUGCCGGAGGUAUGGAGGGGCCCAUGUCUCAUCGGGCCCCGCUUGGCCCUCCCUCUGCUGCCCGUUUCCACCGGCGGCGAACCUCUGGCACCAGAGAUGAGCGCUACCGAUCAGACGUCCACACUGAGGCGGUACAGGCCGUGCUGGCACGACACGUGGAGAGGAAGGUGGCGGUGCCGAUGCCUUCCAAAAGACGUUCGCUGGUGGUGCAGACCUCCAUGGAUGCAUACACGCCUCCAGGCCUGUCCCCCCUGUGCUCAGACUCGUCGUCGGGCUCAGAGGAGGAGGCGGGCCCAGGUGAUGACAUGUCGGGCAUGGAGCACUGGAUGAGCCGCCCCUCCCAUCUAGGCCCGGCCCACCUGGGCUCCACCUCCUCCUCGUCCUCGUCCACGCAGAGCGGAGGCAGCGGCAACGCUGGGCGGCUGGCCGACUCGCUGGCGCACACGCACAUCUCACAUCUGGCGCACACGCACCUGGGGCACACACACCUGGGCCAGCUGCACCACCAGCAGAGCCACCUGUCACAGUCACACCACGGUAUUGGCCACCUGUCUCUGAAGAGGAAGGGAGCUCUGAGUGUCGCAGAGAACGGAGGGUCUCUGCGACGAUCCUGUGAGUUUGGAUCUGACAUGCUGUGGCCACCGCCGCUGGAGUCAGACGAGAAUCACUCGGCCCCCCCGGACGUGACGGGCUACUCCUCGGACUCGUCCCACUCCCACACCGAGCGCCAUCACAUGGCCAAUAUGGGAACCAUUGCCAGGAACACACAGAAGUAUGGCAACGCAGAGCGCAUGGAGACCGGCGAUGGUGUUCCAGUCAGCAGUCGCGUGUCAGCUAAAAUCCAGCAGCUUGUGAACACGCUGAAGCAGCCUCGCAGACCUCCGCUACGAGAGUUCUUUGUCGAUGACUUUGAUGAACUUCUGGAGGUCCAGCAGCCGGACCCCAAUCAGCCACGGCCAGAGGGGGCGGAGAUGAUGCCAGUGCGGGGCGAGGCGCUGGGGGUGGUCACCAACUGGCCUCCGUCCCUGGAAGCUGCACUGCAACGCUGGGGGACCAUCUCCCCUAAAGCCCCCUGCCUCACUAGCCUGGACACAGCAGGAAAGCCCCUCUACGUCCUCACAUAUGGGAAGCUGUGGUCUCGCAGCAUCAAGCUUGCCUACAACAUCCUCCACAAACUGGGCAGCAAGCAGGAGCCCAUGGUGCGGCCGGGUGAUCGGGUGGCACUGGUGUUUCCUAACAAUGACCCUGUGGCCUUCAUGGUGGCCUUCUACGGCUGUCUGCUGGCUGAGGUGGUCCCUGUUCCCAUAGAGGUCCCACUAAGUCGCAAGGAUGCCGGCAGUCAGCAGAUUGGAUUCCUGUUGGGCAGCUGUGGUGUUACCGUGGCGCUGACCAGUGAUGCCUGCCAUAAGGGACUGCCCAAGAGUGCAACAGGAGAGAUCCCGCAGUUCAAAGGUUGGCCCAAGUUGUUGUGGUUUGUAACAGAGUCGAAGCACCUGUCCAAGCCUCCGAGAGACUGGUUCCCUCACAUCAAAGAUGCAAACAAUGACACUGCAUACAUAGAGUAUAAAACCUGUAAGGACGGCAGCGUGCUAGGAGUCACAGUGACGAGGAUCGCUCUGCUCACACACUGCCAGGCUCUCACCCAGUCCUGCAGCUACACCGAGGCGGAGACCAUAGUGAACGUUCUGGACUUUAAGAAAGAUGUGGGCCUGUGGCACGGCAUCCUGACGAGCGUGAUGAACAUGAUGCACGUGAUCAGCGUGCCCUACUCGCUGAUGAAGGUCAACCCUCUGUCAUGGAUCCAGAAAGUCUGUCAGUACAAAGCCAAGGUAGCGUGUGUGAAGUCCAGAGACAUGCACUGGGCUCUGGUGGCCCACAAAGACCAGAAGGACAUCAACCUGAGCUCGCUGCGCAUGCUGCUGGUGGCCGACGGAUCAAACCCCUGGUCCAUCUCCUCCUGCGACGCCUUCCUCAACGUCUUUCAGACUAAAGGGCUGAGAGCCGACGUCAUUUGUCCCUGUGCCAGCUCGCCAGAGGCCUUGACAGUGGCCAUCAGGAGGCCGGUGGAGGACAGCAGCCAGCCUCCGGGCCGAGGUGUCCUGUCCAUGCAGGGUCUGACCUACGGGGUCGUCAGGGUGGACACAGAGGAACGCCUCUCGGUGCUCACAGUACAGGAUGUUGGCACUGUCACACCAGGAGGCCUGGUGUGUGUGGUGAAACCAGAGGGCGUCCCUCAGCUCUGUCAGACGGAUGAGAUCGGUGAGUUCUGCGUCUGCUCCAUCGCUACCGGCACCUCCUACUACGGCCUCACGGGCAUGACCAAGAACACCUUUGAGGUUUACCCGGUGAGCUCCGGCGGGGGUUUGGUCAGUGAGUACGCCUUCGUGCGGACCGGCCUGCUGGGCUUCAUCGGCCCCGGUGGCCUCGUCUUUAUCACAGGCAAGAUGGACGGGCUCAUCAUGGUGAGCGGGCGAAGGCAUAACGCAGAUGACAUCGUUGCCACGGCGCUGGCGGUGGAGCCAAUGAAAUUUGUCUACAGGGGCAGGAUAGCGGUGUUCUCUGUAACAGUGCUGAGGGACGAGAGGAUCGUGGUGGUGGCUGAGCAGAGGCCCGACUCCACCGAGGAGGAUAGCUUCCAGUGGAUGAGCCGCGUGUUGCAGGCCAUUGACAGUAUCCACGGGGUGGGUGUGUUCUGCCUGGCUCUGGUCCCGGCCAACACUCUGCCCAAGACUCCUCUGGGCGGCAUCCACCUGUCUGAGAUCAAGCAGCUGUAUCUGGAAGGGGGGCUGCACCCCUGCAACGUCCUCAUGUGCCCCCACACCUGCGUCACCAACCUGCCCAAACCACGGCAGAAACAACCAGAGAUUGGACCUGCCUCUGUGAUGGUGGGGAAUCUGGUGUCAGGGAAGAGGAUUGCUCAGGCCAGCGGCAGAGAUUUGGGACAGACUGACGACAAUGACCAGUUCCUGUUCCUGUCGGAGGUUCUGCAGUGGAGGGCUCAGACCACACCAGACCACGUCCUCUACACCCUGCUCAGCUCCCGGGGGGCGGUGUCCAGUUCUCUCACCUGUCUGCAGCUCCAUAAGAGGGCGGAGCGAGUGGCAGCUCUGCUGAUGGAGAGAGCUGGUCUGCAGGAAGGAGAUCACGUUGCUCUGGUCUACCCUCCAGGUAUUGACUUGAUUGCAGCGUUCUACGGCUGCCUGUACGCCGGCUGUGUUCCAAUCACGGUGCGGCCACCUCACCCUCAGAACAUCUCCACCACCCUGCCCACCGUCAAGAUGAUCGUAGAGGUCAGUCACUCGGCCUGUGUGAUGACCACGGCGGUCAUCUGUAAGCUGCUGCGCUCCAAGGAGGCCACAGCCACCGUGGACAUCAGGAACUGGCCGCCUGUCCUCGACACUGAUGACCUGCCAAAGAAGAAGCCUCCAGCUCUUUAUAAGCCCACCAACCCUGACGGCCUCGCCUAUCUGGACUUCAGUGUGUCGACGACCGGCAUGCUGGCUGGAGUUCAGAUGUCCCAUAAUGCCGUUGGAGCCUUCUGUCGGUCAGUGAAACUGCAGUGUGAGCUGUACCCGUCCAGAGAAGUGGCCAUCUGCCUGGAUCCCUACUGCGGCCUUGGCUUCGUCCUCUGGUGUCUCUGCAGUGUGUAUUCAGGUCACCAGUCUAUCCUGAUUCCCCCGGUGGAGCUGGAGUCCAACCCGGCGCUGUGGCUGCUGGCCGUCAGCCAGCUGAGGGUGCGAGACACCUUCUGCUCCUACAGCGUCAUGGAGCUCUGCACCAAAGGACUCGGCCUGCAGACCGAGGCGCUCAAGGCUCGGGGUCUGGAUCUGUCCCGGGUUCGAGCUUGUGUUGUGGUGGCGGAGGAGAGGCCCAGGAUGUCACUCACACACUCCUUCUCUAAGCUCUUCAAAGACCUCGGCCUUCACCCACGAUCCGUCAGCACGGCCUUCGGCUGCAGAGUCAACCUGGCCAUCUGCCUGCAGGGCACUUCAGGACCAGACCCUACGACUGUGUAUGUGGACAUGAGAGCACUACGUCAUGACAGGGUUCGGUUGGUGGAGAGAGGUUCUCCUCACAGUCUGCCAUUAAUGGAGUCUGGCAAGAUCCUACCCGGAGUUCGUAUCAUCAUUGCCAACCCAGAGACCAAAGGACCGCUUGGAGACUCCCACCUCGGAGAGAUCUGGGUGCACAGCGCUCAUAACGGCAGCGGUUACUACAGCGGCUACGGCGAGGAGGUUCUUCAGUCUGAUCACUUUAACUCCAGACUCAGUUUCGGAGACACUCAGACGAUCUGGGCCAGGACGGGAUACCUGGGCUUCCUCCGCCGCACCGAGCUCACCGAUGCCAACGGAGAGAGACAUGAUGCUCUGUUCGUGGUGGGGGCUCUGGAGGAGGCCAUGGAGCUGAGGGGAAUGAGGUACCAUCCAAUCGACAUCGAGACCUCCGUCAUCCGUGCCCACAAGAGCAUCAUGGAGUGUGCGGUGUUCCCCUGGACCAACCUGCUGGUGGUGGUGGUGGAGCUGGAGGGCUCCGAGCAGGAGGCCCUGGACCUGGUUCCCAUGGUGACCAAGGCAGUGCUGGAGGAGCACUACCUGAUCGUGGGCGUGGUCGUGGUGACGGACAUCGGCGUCAUCCCGAUCAACUCCCGUGGCGAGAAACAGCGCAUGCACCUCCGUGACGGCUUCUUACAAGACCAGCUGGACCCCAUCUAUGUGGCCUACAACAUGUAGCCUGACUGUGUGUGUGUGUGUGUGUGUGUGUGUGUGUGUGUGUGUGUGUGUGUGUGCGCGCGUGCGUGCGUGCGUGCGUGCGUGUGCGUGCGUGUUGAGGAGUGAGUGAGCAUGCGUUUGUAUGCCGUGCAUAUCGCCGUUGUUGUUCAUUUAUUUCCCAAAAUCAAGAUGUACUGUAUUUUUGAACCUGCAUAUGGUGUGGUGUUAAAGUCGUCCGUUUUCUUUAAAGUCGUGUUGUGCCGGUUGGUUGAUUGAUUGAUUGAUUGAUUGAUUGAUUGGCUGGUUGACCGAUUGAUUGAUUGCGCAGUGGUGGUAUGAUCAUUUUUACAACCCCGUUCAAUCUCGUGACCGUUACCGGGAGCUCGUCACUGUAGAAAGCCUUAGGGGAACACUGUGUACGGGGCGACAGCUCCAGUCGUCACACCGUUUUUCAGAGGUUUUAGGAGGUAAAAUUAGAGAGAGAAAAAUACUAGAGACUGUGUCUGUCAUCAUGUUUUACUGGUCGAAUAAAAAAAAAUCCCAGAUUUGUGAUAUUAUUUCAAUUAGGACAGGGGCAGCCAGAUAAUUGUAAAAAUAUAAAUAUUGUACAUAGACAUAAUAAUCUAUAUGGAGAGGUACCUAAAACACAUUGAGGUAUAGUAGCCCCUAUAUGCAGCUCUCUCCACCUGCACCCUGUGUGUGUGAGUGUGUGUGUGUGUGCCGAGUGUGUGUCUCUGUCUGUGAGUGUGUGUUCAUCAUGUGUAAAUGUGUGUGACAGGGACAUUUUACAUGGUUUUAAUGUGAAUCACGCCACAGAUUUUAUCCUCAAAUGAACAAAGGAGAAACAAUUUUAUGGAGAGUUGAAACACUAAAAGCUGAACCUGUUUUAACUGAAAACAUCAAAGAAAACUACAAACUGUGUGUUUUCAGAGUCCAAAGUGUGAGUGGUACGUUAAAAAAAAAUAUCCAUGAGCUUGAAGGACAAAAACUGCUUUUUUCUCAUGUGGAGUUUCAAACCACUGAACCAUUUUAAGGCAAAAAACCAAACACAAUUUUAAAUACAAUGUAAGUGCAAUGUAUAUUAAUAAAAUAGUUCAUUUAAAGCAAAAAAUUAACUUGCACAAUAGUCAUUAUUUUAUAUCAUCCCAGUCAACCAGUUUUUCAGUUAUACAAAAUGACCUGUAGAAUAUGGAGGCCUGAAGCUGCCAAAACAAAUGAAUGAAUGACUAAAACAACUCGAACCUUUUUUUGAUAUAUUUGAUGUCUUUUCAAUUUAUAUAUCAAAUCAUUCAUUUAUUUCAAGGAUGCACAGAUUUAUCAGCCACACGUUGGUAUCAGCCAACAUUGGCCUUGUUGACUGCCUGUCAGCAAAUAUGAUGACAUUUACAGAUGGCAGCGGCUGAUUUGUUUUUUGUUGUGUCACAUCAGUUUUGUGCACACUACAAAGCAUUGCUGGAGAAACAUUAUGAUGUGUUCAAGCUCUAUAUAGUGAAAAUGAGUAUUGGGCAAAGGUAAAUAAUAACAUUCUCAUGACACGCUCAAAUGUCAUCUUGUAAAACAGUUUUUGGCAAGAAACUUGGAUAAAUACAGUUUUACGGAGAAAGUUGUUUUCACAGCAAUACAAAAUGCAUACUGGGCUCAUGAUACAUUAUAUAAUUAUUAAAAAUGUUUUCAUGUGAAAGAAGGUUAUUUUAAAGUGCUAAUUCAAAUGUAGUGUAAUGAAGGAUUGAUUGACAUUAAUAUUUUUUUAUAUUGAAGAUUUCUUUGUUUCCCCGUACAAAUGGGGAAUCAAUAACACAAAAAAACAAAAUAAACAACAAACAUCAGUAUCGGCUGAGAAUUUCACAAUCUGUGCAUCCCUACUUUAUUUAUUAAUUUAUUGUUGAUUUUUGCAGCUUCCAUCCUCCAGAGAAUUAAACCUGUGAACUUCAGCCCUCAAAGAAUCUCAACGAGUAAAGUGCACUGUGUGAAUAGAAAAGAGGGAAUAUUGUUAUUAUUAAAAGGGACUUUAUGGGAGAAGUUUAUCCCCAAACUGGGUGUAGUAACACACACCUCUUGGCUAGCUGUGAAUUAUGGGGGUUAUCAGACUGUCACUGACUCUGCAGGUCGAAAAGCAAAAAUUAUGUGGAAUAAUUCAGCAUUUGUUUACAUCCCUGUGGAUAAAGUAUCGAAUGACAUCAUCUCAUUCUUCUUCUUUCUCAUCUUUUAUCGUCUUUUUAUCAGAAGAAAAGAGAAACUUUAUGCAUAUCAGAGGUUGCUUAGCGCUUGUUUGGCUAACAUUGCAGUUUGGGUUUGUUGGUAGCAGCGUAGCGGUCAUGUUUCAGUCCCUGCCUGUGUGUGCUUGUGUGUGUGUGGUGGAAGAUGUUGGAUAAGAAGGAAAAUCCCAUCAAAAACUCGGAGGACUCGUCUGCGUGUUCAGGACCGGAUGGGAGAUAGACUGCAUGGUGUGUGUGUGUAUGUUUGUGCACAUGUGUGUGUAUGUGUGUGUGUGUGUGUGUGUGUGUGUGUAUAUUGUAUGUAAAUAGUGUUGAUUUUGUACGGUACAAGUGUGUGUGACUUGUUUUGUACACAUGAUAAAAAGAUUAAAUGACACUUUUAUAAGAGCCUGCUAUUGGCUCACCGUCACACUAUACAGUGCAAUAAAGUGCUUUGA